Messenger RNA from Schistosoma haematobium, 682 nucleotides. It is a transcript of the gene EIF4EBP2, whose product is annotated as Eukaryotic translation initiation factor 4E-binding protein 2. Gene Ontology annotation, cellular component: cytoplasm. Bases 1 to 366 code for a protein of 121 amino acids. Gene Ontology annotation, biological process: negative regulation of translational initiation. Gene Ontology annotation, molecular function: eukaryotic initiation factor 4E binding. The transcript is spliced from 3 exons. Lineage: Eukaryota; Metazoa; Platyhelminthes; Trematoda; Strigeidida; Schistosomatidae. The record is from RefSeq and is a predicted model, not a curated record.
AUGGAUCGUCAACAAACGGAACCAAUCCCAGUGAAGAAAGUUACUGUUAAGGACUUAUCGCAAAUACCAUCUAACCACGGUACAACUCCAGGUGGAACUUUGUUCAGUACUACUCCGGGUGGAACUCGUAUAAUAUAUGAACGCGAUUUUAUUCUCAACUGUCGCAACUCACCAGUUGCUCGAACCCCACCAUCUGACAUGAUAUACUUACCAGAAAUAACUCCUUCCAGCUUAAAUAAUGACAAGACAGUUCAUCCGUGUAAUGGUCACAAGGUGAAAGAUUCUCUAAAUGUGCCUGAAUCAACAUCAAAUGAUCAUAACAGACUCAGCAAAGGCGAAGAAGCACCAUUUGAAAUGGAUAUUUGAGGAAAUAAACUUUAAUAAACUAUAUAGAUGUCGCUUAUAAACAUUUGUAAUUCAGAUAUUCUCUAUUCUUUCGUUUACGAGCCAUUAUUAUUAUUAAUUUACUUUUGUUUUCAAUGAACCUGAAAACAAGCAAAUAAAUACAUAUCUCUUUUGCGUUUUGUAUUAUGUGUUCUUCACACGAGCGUUUGGCUUUUACUAAGCUAUAUUAUACGUAAUACGUACUCAUAAGUGAUAUUCUGAUCAGGUUUAUUUUGUUCAGUGCCCUGGUACGGUCAAGAGUGGGUAUAUAUAACCAUAUGGGUAAAGUCCGCUCCCC